This is a messenger RNA of Perkinsus marinus ATCC 50983, 1636 nucleotides long. RefSeq names its product adenylate cyclase, putative. The record is from RefSeq and is a predicted model, not a curated record. The annotation marks the transcript as partial. Gene Ontology annotation, biological process: cyclic nucleotide biosynthetic process; intracellular signal transduction. The transcript has 12 exons. NCBI's taxonomy places the organism in Eukaryota, Perkinsozoa, Perkinsida, Perkinsidae.
UGAUGCGUCGAUACUAUUCGCUGACGUAGUCGGCUUCACCUCCAUCUCGUCACGGGUGCCUCCCGAGCAAGUCCUGUUGCUACUUAAUGAGCUUUUCUUCAUGUUUGAUAAUAUUGCUGAAAAACACGGCUUGGAGAAGAUAAAAACCAUUGGGGAUGCAUAUAUGGCUGCGGCUGGGCUUCCCACUCCUCAUCCCCUCCAUGCGCAUGCUGUGGCCCGAAUGGGUCUGGACAUGGUUGCUGAUGUCGGCGUGUUCUGUGAUGAUAUGGGCAACCCUCUAGCGCUGAGAGUUGGCUGUCAUUCGGGCUCAUGCGUGGCUGGUGUAAUAGGCAGGAAGAAGUUCAUCUACGACGUAUGGGGCGAUUGUGUGAAUACGGCCUCUCGAAUGGAGAGUCAUGGGGAGCCUAUGAAAGUUCAUUGCUCGGAGGCGACGGCACAGCGUAUCCAGGGGGACUUCGAACUGGUUGACCGAGGUGAUAUGUUUAUAAAGGGGAAAGGCCUGAUGAGGACCUUUUUCAUAGAGAAGGAGAUGGAGAGCACCAAAGACAGAAGCGUCCUCCCGAAUAAGAAGACGCUGGAGGAGUGGAGAGACAGGCUCUGCACGGGUGCCAAUGGCAGUCUAUGCUUGCUGGCAACUCCAGCUGCAGUAGAUCCCUGUCCGUCAGAGUCUCCUAGACGGGAUAGUCUCCACAGUUUGUCGGGGAAGGAGGUAUACCGCUCAGUGCCAGUCGAUUUGGAAAUAGGUCUGGGGUCGGGCAGUUGUUGCAACGCUGGCCAGAAGUUCAUCUGUAGAGCCGUGCCAUCUCUGUUGUCAAUGGGCAGUGGAGGGCGCUGCUCCUACUACAACCAGUCGGGCAACGGAGGCUAUCAGACGAACUACGGCAAUGGUGGCUAUCAGAAAAGCUACGGAAAUGGUGGCUAUCAAAAGACGUACGGCAAUGGGGGCUAUCAAAAGACGUACGGCAAUGGGGGCUACCAGAAGAGUUAUGGCAAUGGUGGCUAUCAGAAGAGUUAUGGUAACGGUGGCUACGGUCAGAAGCAAUACGGUAAUGGUGGUUACAGCUAUGGAAACGGUCAGGGAUUCAGAGCGGGUGGCGGCGGGAAUGGCAACACCUUCUAUAAGAAGAGUUGGAGUGGUAACAAGUUCGGUGGCUAUACGAAGCCGGCAUUGCCUAUCAACCAAUUCUAUUACACUGACAAUCAAGCUGGUGGGAAGAAUAUCCGUCUUAAGCUCGAUUUCGGUAACGUCGUGCGUAAUCCUGAGGCUUCCGGCAACAUCCCGAUGAAACUUGUUCUCACCCAGCCAGCUGUGGGGGAGACUCCGGCCAAGGUGAAUGAAUUCGCUAUGGGGUGGAAAGGCGCUGGGCAGAUCUUGGCUCUCAACUUUCGUAAUCCAGAGGCGACGUCCAGUGUAGAGACAUUGUGUGCGGCGGAGGGAUCUGCACAGGAAGCGACACAUGCCAGAAUUGGGCAGAAUAAAGGACAUCUCAUGAUUGAGGUAACUUCCCCUGAGGGAGAACCGCUCCGCUGCAGAGUUCCGCCUGCGCAAGGGGUGGCAAUUCAAGCACUGUUAAAAUUCUCCUUGCCCAAGAUGGUGCCGCGGACGACUCCAAUUGAGCCCAGUAAUGACUUUUAG